Molecule: messenger RNA, 669 nt
Organism: Oncorhynchus gorbuscha (pink salmon)
Lineage: Eukaryota; Metazoa; Chordata; Actinopteri; Salmoniformes; Salmonidae
Product: interferon alpha-H-like
Exons: 6
Coding region: 1-654 (217 amino acids)
Biological process (GO): defense response
Cellular component (GO): extracellular region
Molecular function (GO): cytokine receptor binding
Source: RefSeq, a predicted model, not a curated record
AUGGCACAUCAGACUAUCACUUGGAUGAGCGCCUUCCUCUGCCUCGCGCAAGUUGUCUCGAUGCCCAUGCCUUGCCAGCUACAACGACAUCUUGUGGGAACAACCUACAACCUACUGAGAGACAUGGGGGGUCAUUUUCCAUUGGAGUGCCUGCAGGAGAAUGUCUUCAUGGCAUUCCCAGCCACUGCUUUCGCAUCCUCCCGCGAGCCACAUUUUAGCAGCAGUGCUGCUAAGGCUAUUUAUGAAACAUUGAAGAACAUCGACACAUUGUUUGGAACUGACGAACUGCCGACAAUGUGGGACCAACAGAAGUUGGAGUAUUUUCAGAACAUUAUCUACCGUCAGAUUGAAGAGACCGAGUGUAUGAUGGGGAGAGUGGAUACACGUGAUUAUCUAAUCAGGUCAAAGAUGCUGAAUACAUACUUUAGGAACAUCGCGGAUGUCCUAAAAGAAAAAAUGAGCAGUGUGGAUACAAGUGAUUAUCCCAUCAGGGCAGAGGGCCUGAAGACAUACUUUGUGAACAUUGCAGCAGUUUUAAAAGAAAAUAAUUUCACUUACUGCACCUGGGAAGUGGUUCGAAAAGAACUCCUGUACACCCUAGAAUUCAUUCUGAUACACCACUCUGACAGCCUUCUAUGGUCCAACAGAACAUGAAUUUGAACUUGCAGA